CCAGUUGAUCGCUGAAGGGUUCAGUAACCCAGCUUUGACAUUUGGACCUGACGCAUGUUGCCUGCCGAAGUUCUGGAUCUUGCACAGUAGUAAUCUGCACUCAACAUGGAUACUGUUGUUACAUAUAUUUCUAAAAUAGACGAUUCAGUAAAGAUUGAUGCCAGGGUUGAAGUAGCCAGUGAAGAAGAGGAGCUGAGGGAGGACUUGACAUUUUAUUUUAUGAGCCCUUGUCAGAAAUACAAGGCAAGAGGCCUGCUUCCAUGGAAAUUAUGGGUGCAGAUUUUAAAAAUUGCCAUGGUUACAACACAGCUUGUUAUUUUCGGCCUGAACAACCAGCUUGUUGUUUCCUACAAGGAAGAGAAUGGCAUGGCCUUCAAGCACUUGUUUAUAAAAGGAUAUACAGGCACCGAUGAAGACGACUACAGCCGCUCUGUCUACACCCAGCAAGAUGUUUAUGACAGCAUGUUUUUUGUAAUUGAUCAAUACACGCAUUUAAUGAAUCUCACAGUGGCACCACUCAGUUAUGCCCAAGACAAGAAUGAUACAGCCGCUUUAAGAAUCUGCAAACAUCAGUACAAGAGAGGACAUGUUUGGCCCUCAAAUAAGACUUUUUAUAUAGACCCAGACAUAGAAACAGAGUGCUUAACCGUGGAGUCAAGUAGAAGACAUCCUUUCCAGACGGACUGGAAAACAGUCAAUGAAACUUUUUUCAACCUGGACUUUUACAGACUUGUCACUGUGGAUAUAACUUUUCAGCUAAAAGGAAUCGACCUUCAGACAAUCCGCUUGCUGGAAUUGCCCGACUGUUACGAAUUCUUUAUCACAAUCACUUUUAACAACCAAGGUCACAGUGGAAUAGUUAAAAUCUACUACGAUAAUGAUGCUUUUAUCAGUGAAUGCAGCGGCUGGCACAUAGCAGGAUCCUCACAGAAAAACACACACUAUCUUCUGAUUUUUGAUGGGUUUGUCAUUCUAACCUGUUUAGUCUCCAUGGUGCUUUGCACUAGAUCCAUCGUCCUUGCAAUCAGAUUGCUACGGAGGUUUGACAGAUUCUUUCAUGAGAACUACAAUCGCAGAGCAUCCCAAUCAGAUAAGAAGGAGUUUUUGAACAGAUGGUACAUUGUGGUUAUUAUUAGUGAUAUAAUGACAAUAGUGGGAUCUAUAUUGAAAAUGGAAAUACAGGCAAAGAGCCUCACAAGUUAUGACGUCUGCAGCAUUUUUCUAGGAACCUCUACCUUGCUUGUUUGGGUUGGAGUUAUCAGAUAUCUGGGGUACUUUGAGAAGUACAACGUCCUCAUUUUAACAAUGAGAGCAGCUUUACCCAAGGUCCUGCGUUUUUGUUGCUGUGCAGGAAUGAUCUACCUGGGCUACACCUUCUGUGGCUGGAUUGUACUUGGACCCUAUCACGAGAAGUUUGAAGACCUGAACAGAGUGUCAGAAUGCCUCUUCUCACUGGUCAAUGGGGAUGACAUGUUUGCCACGUUUGCCCAAAUCCGGAAGAAAAGCACUCUGGUGUGGCACUUCAGCCGAGUCUACUUGUACUCGUUCAUUGCACUUUUUAUUUACAUGGUGCUGAGCCUCUUCAUUGCACUCAUCACAGAUUCAUAUGAAACCAUUAAGAAAUACCAACAGAAUGGCUUCCCAAUGACAGAUCUCCACAGAUUUAUAAAAAAAUGCAAGGAUUUCCCCUCCGACAACUGCAGAGAAGAAGAAACAAAUAAUUGCUUUGUGUUCUGCUGUAAAAGGUAUCUUUGUAAUCAACUGCAAACGAUCGCUUCCGUCCUCAUGAGGCAGGAAAGUGACGAUAACUUAUUGCUCAUUAAUUGACACAAGGCCGAGGCAAUAAACCUGAAGCAAUGCAGAACCACAGGUAAAAAACUUGAAGUUGAAUGCAGUUUGGAGACCCCACUGUGAGAAAGAGCUUCCUAACUAUGGAAUUAAAACCAAGUAUGGACAAGGAACUGAACUCUCUGUGGCCCACAGUUCUUUAUAUACAAUGUUAGGUGCAAAUACAACUAUAAGGUAAACAUUUUACAGAUCUAAAAAGGAUUUUUUGUCACAGUACAAGAUUGCUACGUGUUAAAUGACUUCAUCUUGCCUUUGCCUGAAUUGAGUUUGCAGGUUCCAUAAGGAGCCUGUAUACGAUUGUUGUAUACACAUAUGCAUCUAAUGCAUCUUUUAUUUAUAAAGCGUAAUCACUGUUUGUAAUACAAAACCUAACGUGAUGCAAAAAUAGGUUUGUUAUUGAAAUUAUUACUAAUUGUACAAAUGUGUUGCCUGCAGUGAUGUGCAGUGUACAUCGUAUUAGUGUUACACAUUUAUGGGUUACACAUUGACAUGAAUGAAAGAAAUUCCUCCAAGCUGCUUUGGACACCAAUUCAGUGGUGUUUGUCUUCUAUAUCAUUUUGAAAUAUAGACAGUGAGUUUAGUGAUAUCAGCCCUGUGGACAGUAGACCAUAUCACAAAACCAAAAACAGCUUCUAAUGUGGCACAAUGCAAAGGGAGCUUAUGUGGAACAUGAUGGCUCCCUGGCUGUAGCCAGCCACAAAUUCCUCACCUUUUAAUUAGCUUUUUUAUCAUCAGUAAAUACAAUAUAAAAUGAGCUCUUCAGAAUGAGGUUGUGUUUUUUAGGGUGAGUGUAUUGAAUCCUCACAUAAGGUAGAAAUCAGAAAGGCAAUCAUAUAUAUUCACAUAUAUGUGCUCUUCACCAUGUAGCUUCACAGCACCCAUUUUAAAAGACCUGCUUUUCUCUGGCCACCUGAGUUAUCAGAUGCCCUUUACAGUAACUGCAAUAAACAGUAAUGUGAUUAAACACACUGAGCAAGAGCUAUAGUAUCCACUUGUGGUGCUUUCUACCCAUUGCAUUCCCAAUGAUUAUUCUGAGCAAAUGUCAUUAAACAAUAGUAAACUAGAUUAUGAGUACAUCUGUAUUAAACUGAUACUCUGUGACAGCGUGCUAUGUUUACUUUGCUGUUGGGUUUGGCAAUGUUGGUGAGUAUGGAUUUUAAUAUCCACACCCUGCCUAAGCCUAACCCUUUGCAUUGGUGAGGUGCUGUACAGGUAUCGCACACACAGGUUAAGAAGAAGAUUGGUUACUGUAGUUUAGGUAACUUUCUUGUUUAAAAGCUGCUGUUGACUAAUAAAUGUGGUCAGUUUACUGUGAACUGUAUUAUGAUUUCUUGUACUUGCAUGUAUUGCUCCACUCUUGUGUCAUUGGGUUACACAGUGCUCUUUCGGAGUGCUGCUGACAGAUUCUUCAGGAAUCUAUGACUUCCAGGCACCACAGGUGAGUGUGCAUUGCUUUGUGAGAAUGUGCAGACUUUCUUGGAAGAUGUUAUUUUCUCUACAGCUACAGCCAAAAGUUUUGCAUCACAUAAAAUUUUAGGAUUGAGAGCUAACAUAAUUUUGAUCUUGUAUAUAACAUUGGGUAAACAAAUAAACUACUAAGUGAUAUACACAAAUAUAGAUACAAAAGUCUACCAGGUGCCAUAAUAGUACUACAGUAUGUUAAAUUUCAGAAAAUGUUACAUUUUAAAAUAGGGUGAUGCAAAAUGUUUGGCCACAGCUGUAGAAUCCAGUCAGUAUCUGGUGGAAGAUCCCAAAAUCCUGUCAAAUAAAACAUGUCCUGACUUUAUUUGUCAAUGACUUGCAUCAUGUAUAAGACUUGCGUCGUGUAUUAUGUAUGUUGAACUUAACAUUUACCUCAAGCAAACUCUAUUACCUCCUGUGCUUAUUUAACACUACAUAAUAAUCCACAAUGGCAGCUUUGCAGUUUCAGACAGCGUUUUUUGUUCUUGCUAUUGCUGUGUAAGCACCCACUUGUUGUAUAACAAGGGAAGAUAGGGAGUAUAGUCUAUGGCAUGAGUUCACACUAUUUUGACAGUGCCAGGGCUGGCAUGAACAUUCGUCAUUCUACCUUCACCUCAGCUUACUCUCAGCAAAGCUUACUGCGGUGUAUCCAUAGUGCAGUGGCAGAAUUAACAGCCUGUGAAUGGUAAUUGGUAGUUCAUUUUGUGUAAGUAGGAUGAGUGACAUGUUAACCACCAAUUAAAUAAAAAGAAAAGAUUGUAUAAACACCAAAA
Polyodon spathula (Mississippi paddlefish) is the source of this 4082-nucleotide messenger RNA. It is a transcript of the gene mcoln2, whose product is annotated as mucolipin TRP cation channel 2. Bases 106 to 1827 code for a protein of 573 amino acids. The transcript is spliced from 14 exons. The record is from RefSeq and is a predicted model, not a curated record. Gene Ontology annotation, molecular function: NAADP-sensitive calcium-release channel activity. Gene Ontology annotation, cellular component: lysosomal membrane; plasma membrane. NCBI's taxonomy places the organism in Eukaryota, Metazoa, Chordata, Actinopteri, Acipenseriformes, Polyodontidae.